AUGGCGACCUCACAACCUCCAAUCCGACUCACCUCGCACAAAAACUUCGUUCAUCGCCUUGUUUUCUCUACAUUAACUGGCCGGACAGCCCAUAUCUCGCAAAUUCGCCCUUCCUCUCCUACGAACCCCGGUCUUGCACCGCAUGAAAUCUCAUUCCUUCGUCUUCUCGAGGCUGUUACAAAUGGCUCGCAAAUGGAAAUUUCGUACACUGGUACGAUCCUUGUCUACAAACCGGGUCUUAUUACUGGAAGUGGCACCGGUGGCACUGUGAUUCGACAUGAGAUUCCAGCUGGGUGUACUCGCGGCGUGAGCUAUUUUCUCAUCCCGCUAUGCCUCAUGGCACCGUUUUCCAAAGCUCCGAUAAAGGUUCUCUUCACCGGUCCCGGCGUGAUUACUUCCUCAACACCGACCGGCGACAUGUCUGUGGACAGCGUUCGGACCGCCAUUUUGCCGCUUUUCAAUCAGUUCGGUAUUUUCAACAACAUAGAAUUGCGUGUGCUCCGAAGAUCUAAUCCAGGCCCUAACGGGAGAGGAGGUGGUGGAGAAGUUCAAUUGGUUUUCGGCCACCAAGUUCGGCUACCUAAAACUCUGCAUUUGAUGAAUGCCGGUAGGAUAAAGAAGGUCCGCGGUGUGGCAUAUGCCGUUGGUGUUUCCGCCUCAAAUAAUUCGAGAAUGAUCGAUGUUACUCGUGGCAUCCUCAACCCACUUGUUCCUGAUACCUAUAUUUUCUCGGACGUCUCGUCUGCUCCGCUUAUUCCUACACCGGAAAGGAACAACCCGUCGGCAAAGAAAAAGAUUGGGCUCGGAUUUGGCUUAUCCCUGGUCGCAGAAUCUUCGACUGGCUGUUUGUUCUCCGCCGAUGUUGCAUCUCCCCCCAGUGGUGGUCAACCACCUGAGGAUAUUGGGAAGCAAUGCGCAUACCAGUUGCUUGAGGAGAUCUCGAAAGGCGGUUGUGUCGCCCCCGCAGCUUUCUCAACCAUGAUCGGAUUGAUGACCAUGGGCUCUGAGGAUGUUGGGCGUAUUCAGGUCGGUCGUGACAUUAUCGGGGACGAAAGCUCAAUUCAACUUGCCCGAGAUCUGUCGAAGUUCGGUGCCCCAGGCUGGGGGCUGCGAGAUGCUGGUGACGAUAGUAACGAUGUUAUAAUCAGUGUCGUUGGACGAGGUAUAGGUAACGUUGGACGGAAGGUCGCUUGA
This is a messenger RNA of Aspergillus puulaauensis, 1194 nucleotides long. RefSeq names its product RNA 3'-terminal phosphate cyclase-like protein. The transcript has a single exon. Gene Ontology annotation, biological process: ribosome biogenesis; endonucleolytic cleavage of tricistronic rRNA transcript (SSU-rRNA, 5.8S rRNA, LSU-rRNA). Gene Ontology annotation, molecular function: RNA endonuclease activity. Lineage: Eukaryota; Fungi; Ascomycota; Eurotiomycetes; Eurotiales; Aspergillaceae. Bases 1 to 1194 code for a protein of 397 amino acids. The record is from RefSeq and is a predicted model, not a curated record. Gene Ontology annotation, cellular component: nucleolus.